Messenger RNA from Monomorium pharaonis (pharaoh ant), 1181 nucleotides. Its product is annotated as ADP-ribose pyrophosphatase, mitochondrial. Lineage: Eukaryota; Metazoa; Arthropoda; Insecta; Hymenoptera; Formicidae. The transcript is spliced from 2 exons. The record is from RefSeq and is a predicted model, not a curated record. Gene Ontology annotation, molecular function: ADP-ribose diphosphatase activity. The coding region runs from base 79 to 939 and encodes 286 amino acids.
UUACAUCACUGAAAGUAAGCAAGCAUCAAACGGGUUAUGUUGUCAUAUCGAUUUUCCUUUUCUGGAAGGGAAAGUUAAAUGAAUGUCAGAUGUGCGAGAAUGUUUCAUCAAAAGUGUCGGCAGGGUUUAUAUCCGUCCAGUAACGUAAAGAGAUUUACAGUACCAGAGGAAAGAGUACCAUGGAUCGUCGAUUAUCCCGAAUACAAACCAGCCAUGUAUACCGCUACUGUUGUGAAAGGUAAACCCUGGGCCGAUCCAGAAAUUAACGAACCUACCUUCAAACCAAAAUGGAAUACAGUGGAUGGUAAAGUGAAUCGAAAAAGUUUUACGGGUGAUUAUAUCGUGGAUGCAAAUGGUUAUCCCUUAAAUCCUGUGGGACGAACUGGUAUCAUUGGACAAGGACUUCUUGGUCGAUGGGGACCAAAUCAUGCUGCUGAUCCUAUUGUCACACGAUGGAAACGCGAUACUACGGGAACUGUGGAAAUAGACAAACACACGGGAAAACCUGUGUUGCAGUUUGUUGCGAUACAGAGGCGGGAUUCUGGAGAAUGGGCCAUACCAGGAGGUAUGGUUGACGCAAAUGAGAUGGUUUCUACCACUUUAAUGAGAGAGUUCAUGGAGGAAGCUCUGAACUUUUUGGAAAUGGAUAAUGUCGAAAGAAAGAGUCUUCAAAAUUCUAUCACAGAGUUCUUCACAAAAGGUGAUGAGAUUUAUAAGGGAUAUGUGGAUGAUCCGCGAAAUACAGAUAAUGCUUGGAUGGAGACAGUAGCUAUUAAUUUUCACGACGAGGACAAUAACAUCGUUGGGAAGCUUGCGCUAAAGGCUGGAGACGAUGCGUGUAAUGUGAGAUGGAUGGAUAUAAAUAAAGAAAUAAACUUGUAUGCCAAUCAUAGUGAAUUUAUAAAAAAAACCAUGUUGCACCGCAAUGCGCACUGGUGAAGUGUAAUCUACAAUCGCCAGAUUCUUAUCUAUGUGAAGGAUAUUAAAGAAAACUGUAUAAUUAAAAAAAAUAUUUUUGUAUUAUAUGUACUACAUCCGUACAUACACUUUUUUCAUUGUGCAGGGCAAGCACAAACACAAAUCACUAAACAUCACUAUGGUUUGUAUCAAACUAUGCUAUAAAAUCUUAAGCCUAUUACAUGUCUUCAAAAAUAAAAUGAGAUUUUUCAAAACCGAUGAAA